Molecule: messenger RNA, 1956 nt
Organism: Plasmodium gonderi
Lineage: Eukaryota; Apicomplexa; Aconoidasida; Haemosporida; Plasmodiidae
Product: RNA-binding protein
Exons: 2
Coding region: 1-1956 (651 amino acids)
Cellular component (GO): nuclear speck; U2-type prespliceosome; commitment complex
Molecular function (GO): pre-mRNA 3'-splice site binding; poly-pyrimidine tract binding
Source: RefSeq, a predicted model, not a curated record
AUGGAAUUUGAGAGGAACAGGAGAAGGGGAUCUAAAUAUUCAUACGAAGGAAGCAACGAUGAGAGGACAGGGCACAGCAAUGACAAAGAUGUGGAAAGGUACCAUCGGGAGAUUUAUAAUUCUAAAAGAACACGGAGAAGUAGAUCUUAUUCUUACCAUUCGAAAGAGAACUCAAUAGAGAAUGACACAAGGGGUGAAAUAUAUCUUAAUGACAAUAAGGAACAUAGAGACAGAAGCAGAUCUAGUAAUAAUUAUUCUGUGGAAUCUUAUAACAAACGAAGUGAACAUAAUUCUACAGACGAAGAAAGAAGAACUGAAAGAAGAAGAGGGGAAUGUUAUUAUCGAGGGGAGAGGCAUGAAAUGGAAUGCCACGAUGAGAGACAAGAAAGAAAUUAUAGAGGUGAGAGACACGAACGUGACUAUCGAAAUGAGCGUCGUGAACUGUAUGAUCAUUCCGAUCCCUGGGAACGAAGCGAAAGGAGAGAAAGGCUAGAAAGCAGAGAAAACCGAGAUAGGAGAGAAAGGAUAGAAAGCAGAGAAAACCGAGAUAGGAGAGAAAGGAUAGAAAGCAGAGAAAACCGAGAUAGGAGAGAAAGCCGAGAUAGGAGAGAAAGCCGAGAAAGUAGAGAAAUCCGAGAUAGGAGAGAAAACCGAGAAAGCAGAGAAAUCCGAGAUAGGAGAGAAAACCGAGAUAGGAGAGAAAGCCGAGAAAGCAGAGAGAGGAGAGAACGAAGAGAGAGGAGAGAACGAAGAGAAAGGAGAGAAAAAAGAGAAAGGGAAGAGAAAAGAAGGAAAAUGAUGUCGAGUAGACUUAAUAAGAAUUUAUCAUCAUCCCAUGAGCGUUCAAGAUCUAGAGAACGAAGAAGAAGAAAAUUACAAGCAGAGUGCAUUAAAAAAGCAGGAGGAUUUAAGAAGUUAGCAGAUAUGGAAGGUCAUGAAACUACUAGCGUUUUUUGGGAUGGAUUUCAAUGGGUAGCCAAAACUAAUCAGUCAUGUACAUCUCAUUUAGAUCCAGCAGUUAUGAAUUCAACAAGAAAAUUGAGAAGAUUAUAUUUUGGUAAUUUACCACUGCAUUUAGGUUUAACAGAAAAUGAUUUUCAAGAAACCGUCUGGGAUGAAAUGAGGAAAAGAAAAUUUUGUAAUGAUGAAAAAAUUAAUCCAGUUCUCUACGUAUGGUUUGCGAAAGAUAAAGGAAAUUAUGGAUUUGUUGAAUUUUCCACAGUUGAAGAAACAGAAAGAGCCUUAACUAUGGAUGGUAUGUUAUGUAAAGGUGUAGCUCUUAAGGUAUCGAGACCAAAUGAUUAUUCAACAAACACAGUAAAGCAUAAUCAAACAGCAGUACUGCAAAAUACUACUACGAAACAAAAUAUUAACAAUGGUGGUAAUUCAUUACUAGGUGCAUUGAAUAAUUCAAAUGGUUUGUAUCCACCUAGUAAUACAAGUGGUAUAUUAAGUGGCACAAGUAGUAUACACAAUUUGAAUAACCUUAGCAAUAUAUACAAUAAACCUCCCCCACCUCCUGGUACUCCACCACUAUCUCUUUUGAGAGGAGAAGCAGAAGAUGAAGAGGAAGAAGGAGAAAAAAAUUAUAUGGAUUUUAGUCAAAACAACAUAGAAACAAAAUAUCUACGAGUUUUAGAAAUUGUUUCAGCAGAAUCAGUUAAUGAUGAAGAUUACGGUUCUAUUUUGGAAGAUAUAAAAGAUGGAUUUCAUUCUCAAGGAAUAAUUAUUAAUGCCAUUUUAAUUUCAGAAAAAUAUGCACAAACGACACCGUUUAAUAUUGGAGAUGUUAUAAUAGAAUUUGAAAAUGCAGCUUCAGUUGAUAGUAGUAUAAUGAAUAUGUCGAACCGGAAAUAUGAAGGACGAAUUAUACGAAUGAGUAAAUUGGAUGAAUCUACAUACAAUACUUAUGCAAAACCUAUCAUCCAGGAUUUGUAUGAACAGAACGGGAACUAA